AUGGAGUGGGCUUCCUGCUAUCUCCCGGACCACGACGAAGACGCGCACUUCGGGCACGACGAGGCCGGCGUCCUCGGCGUGGCGGACGGCGUGGGAUCGUACCGCAAUCGCGGCGUGGACGCAGCCGCGUUCUCACGAGGGCUCAUGACGAGCGCCUUCAUGCACGUCCUGGCGAUCGAGCCCGGCACGCCCGUCUGCCCAUACACGCUGCUGGAGCGGGCGUACGACGAGACCGUCGCGUCCGCCGCGUCCGGAGCAUCCACGGCCGUCAUCCUCUCGCUAGCCGGCGCGACGCUCAGGUGGGCGUACAUCGGAGACAGCGCCUUCGCCGUGCUCCGGGGCGGCAACAUCGUGCACCGUUCGCGGGCGCAGCAAAGCCACUUCAACUGCCCGUUCCAGAUCAGUGCCGGCGGGAAGGGGGACAGCGUCGCGAAAGCGGACGUCGGCGAGAUGCCCGUGAGGGAUGGAGACGUCGUCGUGGCUGGGACGGACGGGCUGUUCGACAACGUCUUCGACAUGGAGCUGGAGCGGGUAGUUCGGAUGGGCACGGCGCACGGAUACUCGCCCAAGAACAUGGCGGACGUCAUCGCGGGCAUCGCGUACGAGAUGUCGCGGAGCCGAACGAAAGUCUCGCCGUUCAGCACUGAGUACCAGAAGCAGGCCGCCGGGGUCGGGUUCCACGGCGGGAAGCCGGAUGACAUCACCGUUGUCGUCGCCUUCGUUCGGGAUUUGUCGUGA
Lolium rigidum is the source of this 738-nucleotide messenger RNA. RefSeq names its product putative protein phosphatase 2C 23. The transcript has a single exon. The coding region runs from base 1 to 738 and encodes 245 amino acids. Lineage: Eukaryota; Viridiplantae; Streptophyta; Magnoliopsida; Poales; Poaceae. The record is from RefSeq and is a predicted model, not a curated record.